Messenger RNA from Bactrocera dorsalis (oriental fruit fly), 2084 nucleotides. RefSeq names its product probable ATP-dependent RNA helicase pitchoune (gene pit). Gene Ontology annotation, biological process: maturation of LSU-rRNA from tricistronic rRNA transcript (SSU-rRNA, 5.8S rRNA, LSU-rRNA). The record is from RefSeq and is a predicted model, not a curated record. Bases 94 to 1998 code for a protein of 634 amino acids. The transcript has 7 exons. Gene Ontology annotation, cellular component: nucleolus. NCBI's taxonomy places the organism in Eukaryota, Metazoa, Arthropoda, Insecta, Diptera, Tephritidae. Gene Ontology annotation, molecular function: nucleic acid binding; ATP binding; RNA helicase activity.
AAUCUGUUGUCAAAUUAAAGACACACGUGCAAUGCUUUAUCCUUCGUCAGUUUAGUUCUUAUUAAUUGUGUUGUGUAAAAAUAAGUAGCAAAAAUGUCCAUUCGAGAGAAAUUACUCAUGCAAAAGAUUAAGAAGCGUGAGAAAAUGAAAAAAGUUCUAGCGGAAAAGAAAGGAAAGCAACCGGUCAAACCUUCCAAAAAAGUACAAUCGGAUGAAAUUGACGAUGAUUUUAGCGAAGCCCCUGAACCUCAAAUAAAGAAAGCUAAAGUCUCCAAAAAAAAGCAGCAGCGUCAAAUUGAAGUAGUAAAUUCCGACUCGGAUAGUGAAGGAGAACCGCAGCAAGAUGAUGAAAGUGAAUAUUCUGAUGAUGAGGAUAUACAGCCGGAACACACCAUCACAAAUCAGAAAGGAAAAAAUAAUGGCAACAUUAAUAAAAAUGAAAAACAAUCUACUGCUGUGGAUUUAAAUGCUGGAGAAGCUGUACAAAAACUUGAUCCCAAUGAGCGUUCCUUUGCCUCGCUCAAAGGUGUCGUGUCCGAACCCACAUUAAAAGCCAUCGAAGAAAUGGGUUUCACAGAGAUGACAGAGAUACAAGCUAAGUCCCUGCCUCCGUUACUCCAAGGACGCGAUUUAGUUGGUGCUGCCAAGACAGGUUCCGGCAAGACACUUGCUUUCCUCAUACCGGCCGUAGAGUUAAUAUAUAAACUGCGAUUUAUGCCACGUAACGGUACAGGAGUUAUUAUCAUAUCGCCAACACGAGAAUUAUCGAUGCAAACUUUCGGUGUAUUGAAAGAAUUGAUGGCGCACCAUAACCACACUUAUGGUUUAGUUAUGGGAGGAUCCAAUCGUCAAGUGGAGAGUGAAAAACUUGGUAAAGGUAUCAACAUUUUGGUAGCAACUCCGGGACGUUUAUUGGAUCACUUGCAAAAUUCACCGGAUUUCUUGUAUAAAAACCUGCAAUGUUUGAUUCUCGACGAAGUAGAUCGCAUAUUAGAAAUUGGCUUCGAGGAAGAAUUAAAGCAGAUUGUGAAAUUACUACCAAAACGCCGCCAAACAAUGUUGUUUUCAGCAACACAAACGGAAAAAAUUGACGCGCUCUCCAAAUUGGCGCUCAAGAAGGAGCCAUUCUACGUUGGAGUCGACGAUCAUGAGGAUGUAGCCACAGUUAGUGGCUUGGAACAAGGAUAUAUUGUGUGCCCCUCAGAUAAACGUUUACUGGUGCUGUUCACUUUCCUGAAAAAGAAUCGUAAGAAGAAGGUUAUGGUGUUCUUCUCGUCCUGUAUGUCAGUAAAAUAUCAUCAUGAACUAUUUAACUACAUAGAUCUGCCCGUGACGUGUAUCCAUGGCAAGCAAAAGCAAACCAAACGUACAACUACGUUCUUCCAGUUUUGCAAUGCAUCCGAGGGCAUUUUACUAUGCACAGAUGUGGCUGCUCGUGGUCUAGACAUUCCGCAAGUAGAUUGGAUUGUGCAGUUCGAUCCUCCAGAUGACCCAAAGGAAUAUAUUCACCGUGUUGGUCGUACCGCGAGAGGUACCGGCAGUUCGGGUCAUGCUUUGCUUUUGCUGCGUCCGGAAGAGUUGGGAUUUUUGCGCUAUCUAAAGGCGGCCAAAGUACCACUUAAUGAAUUUGAAUUUUCAUGGGCGAAAAUUGCAGACAUACAACUACAGCUGGAGAAACUCAUCUCCAAAAAUUACUUCCUCAACCAAUCAGCUAAAGAGGCAUUCAAGGCCUAUGUACGUGCUUAUGAUUCACAUCAAUUGAAAACAAUAUUCGAUAUCAACACGCUUGAUUUGCAAGCGGUCGCCAAGAGUUUCGGCUUCUUAGUACCGCCUGUGGUGGAUCUGAAGGUUGGUGCUAAACGCAAUCGGCCAGAGAAACGUGUUGGUGGCGGUGGCUUUGGCUAUUACAAACAAAUGAAUGACGACAACCCGAAACAACGCGUCUUCAAGCAAAUUAAUCGUGACCAAUUAAGAAAGAAUAAAAAUUUCAUGCGAUGAGAUUUCCCCAAUAUAUGAGUUAUUAGCUAGUUUAGUUGAAAUGCCUAACAUUCAUUUUUAAUCCAAACGGUUUAAUGAAAAUUAUA